Messenger RNA from Schistosoma turkestanicum, 2542 nucleotides. The record is from the annotation of a GenBank genome assembly. Lineage: Eukaryota; Metazoa; Platyhelminthes; Trematoda; Strigeidida; Schistosomatidae.
UAGAUGUGGAAGAUAUUUUGUUUAUUGUCAGCAUCCAGCAUUCAGAAGAUUUCGAAUUUAUCUACUAUAUUAUAAUGCAUACAUUCUCUUUCCGAUUGGAAAUAUAUCGGAAACAGCAAGUGUAUGGUUUACUCUAGUCUUGUCUGUAGAACGUUAUUUAACCAUGAGUCAAAUAGGUUCAGUAUAUCAGAAUAAAUUAAAGAUGCACUCAUCUAACAUAUCACCUUUAAAACAAAAAAAUGAAAUGUCGCAUAAUACAAACCAUUCAAUUUAUAGCUUAGAAUAUCAAGAAACUCUUAAUGAAGAAAUGAAAUUACCAAACAAAGACUUAGUUGAAAGAAGAGAAGGAAAGAUACUGGAACAACAACAACAACAACGACAAACAACAAUGAAUCAUUUAAAAUUGUAUAAAAAGUUGUCAAACUGCUGUAAUUUGUUAGGGUUGAAACAUGCCGCAAAAAGUUCAACCAAUACACCAACACCAAAAUCUCUAUGUAUUUUUAAAAGAUUACGUCAUUCACAUUUCAACAAACCGAUAGGAUGUUGCAGUUUAAUUAAAUGCAUACAGCUGUAUACUUGUCGAAAUUGUAAUUUCAAACAUUCAUUAUUAUUUGUAACAUUUUUUAGCAUACUACUUAAUUUGCCACUAUUCUUUGUUCAAAAAGUUGUCAGUAAAAUUGUUCCUGUAAAAAACUCAACAAUUAAACAAGUGGAUGACAAUAAAACAAGUGAAUGGCUUCAUACUACAUCAAACCAAGCCAAUAGUUUAACUUCAGCUGAUAAUCAGUACAAUCAGGGUCAAAUACAAGUUUUCACUGGGCUUACAGAAUUCGGCAAUUCAGACUUUUAUAAAAUUUUCUCAUGGACACGUAUCAUGUUAAUACAGGUUUUACCUUUAUUAUUUCUAUGCUUAGUAAAUUUUUGUUUACUACGUUUCCUACAUAUAGCAAAUAAACGUCGUCAAAAGUAUUUAUUACCAAAUGUAUCCAAUAAAAAACCCGGUCGUUUUAAAUUACACAAAGCAAAUUUACGCACAACCAAAGUUAAUAAAGCUUCAAGUGCUAGAUGGCAAGCAGCACAACGUAAAUUAACCAUUUUAUUAAUUGUUAUCAUUUGUUUAUUUAUAGCUGGACAAAUACCGCAGGCAUUUGCAUAUAUUACAAUAUUUGAAGCAUUUAAUAGACAUUUCGGUAAUAAAUGCAAACGAUGGAGAUGUUGUCCUCCAUAUUUAAUUUAUCGUUCCAUAGCACAUAUGCUAGGCUUAUUUACUUAUUCUAUAAAUUUUUUUGUUUAUCUGACAUUGAAUAAACAUUUUAAACAACAAUUAAACAUCUGGUUUUUAUCUAUAUGUCCUAUUAGUAGACUUCAAAAGAGAUAUUUAUUAAAACAAAAUAAUUUAAUAAAUCAUUCCUAUGAACAGUCAAAAUCUCAAAUAUCAUUAACUAAUCAACAUAAGGCAAAAUCUCUACUACCUCAUAGUAGAAAAUGUUCAUCGGUGUUAUUUUGUAAACCUACAAAACAAUUAAAACGCAUUGAUAAUACAGAUUUAUUCUCUGAAGCAGUUUCAGCUCCAGUUGACUUAUGCACCAAUUCAAAAUGGGAAAAUAAAUUAGAUUGUCAACAAAUAAAUGAAAUGAAACAAGAUGUAUUAUUACCGCCUACAGAUCAUUCCUUUCAGUGUAUAAAUCAAGUUAAAUCAAAUGUAAAAUUCGAUAAUAAAAUGAAUUAUACUAAACUAAAUUAUUCUUCAGUACCAAGUAUGAAUGAUGCAGUCAAUUAUUUAAUCAUAUCAAAUCCAUUCAAUAUAAAUAAUAAUUUAUUACAUAAAUCUACAGAAACACAAACACAUCAUCAAAAAUUAUCUUUAACAUUGAAAAACACAGAUCAAUCAUUUAUUUCAUUACAACCAACCAAUUGUCAUACUGAAAUAAAAUAUGAUUUAAAUUAUCCAUCAUGUAUUUAUAAAACAUUUCGUGCUUAUUAUUCACAUGAUUCAGUGAUAAAAAAUUGGAUAUUUCAAUUAACUAAUUUAAAUAAUAAUAAUAAUAAUCAUAAUAAUAAUAAUAAUCCAUCAUCUACAUCCACCUUAUCAUCAACUACAUCACAAUCAAAUUCUAUUUAUUCCAAUCAUUUAGUAACAAUUGGACACAGUUUCGAUAGUUUACAACAUGGACUGUGUUAUUAUGAUCAACAAAAUUCUAAUAGACGCAAAGAAGAUACUAAUGACAAUGUAAAACAGAAUAUUAUACAUUGUGUAAAUCUUAAUAUGUUACAAAAUAAUGAUAAUAAAGAUUAUUUUGAUCCAAGUAAUAAUAACAAUUGUAGUAAUAAUAAUAAUGGCAGUAAAAACAGCAGUAAUAGUACUACUAUAGAAAAUUCCAAAACUUGUACUCAUUCAAUAAUUGAUUCAGAUUCACAUGGUGCUGGUUUAACAUUUUCACAUGUUUAUUGUCCAUUAAUAUAUAGAGAAAGUGAUUUCGAUGUUAUUUCAAUUGAUGGAACUAUUGAACAAGAUGAACCAGAGCCAAAUUCAUUUUUAUAA